ACGCUCCCGCUUCUCGUCCUUACUCUUCGGCACGCUGAGCAGCCGAUUGAUCAGGGAGGCGCUGCAUUCCUGACAGAAAGAGCUCUUUGGAUAUAAAAUAACCACCCAGAGCAGCCUCUUUGAACCAUGACAGCGGAGACCACACGAGGGUUAAGGUUGUGUCUGCAUCACAUGGCUCUGCUCCGAAGAUACCCACAUCCCGGCGGAUUGCUCCAAAAAAGUAGAUCCUUCAGUUCACUAAGGGAAGGGAAGCGCAGGGGCCUGUUAUGGAAGACGCUUGUUGGCGUCUCUGUCGCCGUCCCUGUGGCGGUGGGUGUCAAGUACGCUGUGUCCGAACCCAGAGACAAGAGGAGGAUGAGGAUUGUGAUUGAAGGAUUCGGUCGCUUUUGCAGAUGUCUCUCUGUGGGAAUCUUCAUCUCGGUGGAUUACUGGUGGACCACUAAUGUGGCUCUUCGUGGCCGAGAUGAGAGCAGCCCAUCCUACGUGGCCGAGUUGUCAGCCUGCCACCAACGGGCGGCUGAGUGCAUGGUGGAGGGAGCGCUGAGCAACGGAGGAAUAUACAUCAAACUGGGCCAAGGUCUGUGUUCGUUCAACCACCUGCUGCCCCCCGAGUACAUCCGCACCCUGCAGGUACUGGAAGACAAGGCCCUGAACAGGAGGUACAAAGAGGUGGAUGCUCUGUUCCAGGAAGACUUCAAGAAAACCCCGAGGCAGCUUUUUAAAGAGUUCGACUAUGAUCCCAUCGCCGCUGCCAGCUUGGCCCAGGUCCAUAAGGCGGAGCUGUUUGACGGGACACCUGUCGCUGUGAAGGUGCAGUACAUUGACCUCAGGGAUCGAUUUGACGGUGAUAUCAGAACAUUGGAGAUCCUGCUGGACGUUGUUAAAUUCAUGCACCCCAGCUUUGGAUUCCGAUGGGUUCUUAAGGACUUGAAGGGUACACUGGGUCAAGAGCUGGAUUUCGAGAACGAGGCCAAGAAUUCCGAGCGGUGUGCCGAGGAGCUGAAACACUUUAGCUUCCUUGUUGUACCCAAAGUCUAUUGGGAGCAAACCAGUAAGAGAGUGUUGACGGCAGAGUUCUGCAACGGGUGCAAAAUCAACAAUGUGGAAGAAAUAAAAAGACAAGGACUAAGUAUGAAAGAUACUGCAGAUAAGCUGAUCCGAACAUUUGCUGAGCAAAUAUUCUACACCGGUUUCAUCCACGCUGACCCCCAUCCUGGGAACGUUCUAGUGAGACGAGGUCCUGACAACAAGGCCGAGUUGGUGCUCUUGGACCACGGCUUGUACGAAUACCUCAGCCAGCGUGACAGAGUGGCCCUUUGUAAACUGUGGAGGUCCAUAGUCCUGAGAGAUGAGGUAGCCAUGGAGAAGUACUCCAAAGCACUCGGGGUCAAAGAGUACCUGCUCUUCUGCGAGAUGCUGCUGCAGCGGCCCAUCAACAUGCGCGAGCUCGGUCUGUCCAACAUCCUGAGCCGGGAGGAGACCGCCUACAUGCGCGAGAUGGCCAGCGACCGCUUCGACAGCAUCAUGCAGGUGCUGAAGUCGAUGCCGCGGCCCAUGCUGCUCGUGUUCCGGAACAUCAACACGGUCCGGAGCAUCAACAUCACCCUGGGAGCGCCGGUGGACCGCUACUGCGUCAUGGCCAAGAGUGCGGUGCGAUGCUGGGGGAAGAUUCAGGCAGCGAGGACGGGGAUUCUGCCCCGGCUCUGGGUCUUCCGCUGGGUGAGGACGACAUGGGAGGGCCUCAAGUUUGAACUAGCUUUAAGAUGGGAGAUGGCAGCGAUGAGUCUGACGCGUUCCUUCCUGAGCCUGCUGUCGUUCUUCGGUCUCGUAUCUCUGGACGCAGAAACGUACGAGUACCUGAGGUAGAGGACAGAGCUCUACCUGCAAAGACACAGAGAGCAAGGACCUAUUCCAAGCAAAAGUUGAUGCAAUCCAGCAAGGAUCCCUUUUCACCACUGUAACAGCUCUAGAAGCUACUAGUAAUGGUGCUGCUCGAGUGUGCACUCGGAUUCCACACCAAAUCAGCCUGGACUCUGGUGUCAGACGUGACUUCUUCUUUUUCUUCUUCUUUAGAACGGGUGAGAAUGUUUUGAGCUGCAGGACUGAAAAGCAACAAACUCACUCCAGAGGCCAUAGUUUUUGAAUUUUACAGCCUAUUGUAAGGCUUUUUAAUUACAUUAUCAUAUAUGUUUUGGGUGUUUACCUCUUUCAAAUUGUUUUUAAUGAAAUCAUAGUACAGCAAAUAGUUUUUAAAUUAAAAUUUCAAACAUUUUAAGUCUAAUUUAUUCUCUGAGUAAACCGGACCUUAUGCAAUAAAAACAAGCCACAAAGGACAACGUUACUAUUACAGAACGGUUACGGUUUGCACUGAAAUGUUUCAUUGCUUCAAGUGUGAGAAACUGCAGCUUUGAUGACAGGAAUAUAUUAAUCAGUCUGAGACAAUAAUAGAUAUCUGUGUUGGAUUAAUACCUUGUGUUACUUGGAUGAAAGCUACGCUGCUGAAGUUUUGGCCCAGUUUCUUUUGAGUUCAACAUCGAGUCCACUCAGGCUGAAAGAACGGUCCAGUGCCACCUAACCAAAUGUUUUCUAACGUAUUUUAACAAUGUUAAUAAAAUGUUCUACCUCCUUCUUUAAGGCAUCAUUGUCUUUUAUCACUUACAGCUCAUCAAUAAAACACACGCACACGAGCCUUGGGUAGAUUUCUUCUUUUUCUUUUUUAAUACAAAAUAUCCUAAGAAAACAUGGCUGCCCUCUUUUUUUUUUUUUUUUUUUUUUUUUUUUUUUU
Anoplopoma fimbria (sablefish) is the source of this 2785-nucleotide messenger RNA. RefSeq names its product aarF domain containing kinase 5 (gene adck5). Lineage: Eukaryota; Metazoa; Chordata; Actinopteri; Perciformes; Anoplopomatidae. The transcript has 15 exons. The coding region runs from base 127 to 1866 and encodes 579 amino acids. The record is from RefSeq and is a predicted model, not a curated record.